Messenger RNA from Abrus precatorius (Indian licorice), 2541 nucleotides. Its product is annotated as calmodulin-binding protein 60 D-like. Gene Ontology annotation, biological process: regulation of salicylic acid biosynthetic process. The transcript is spliced from 8 exons. NCBI's taxonomy places the organism in Eukaryota, Viridiplantae, Streptophyta, Magnoliopsida, Fabales, Fabaceae. Gene Ontology annotation, cellular component: nucleus. The record is from RefSeq and is a predicted model, not a curated record. Bases 182 to 2083 code for a protein of 633 amino acids. Gene Ontology annotation, molecular function: DNA-binding transcription factor activity; sequence-specific DNA binding; calmodulin binding.
AAACCAGCGCUAACUACAGAUUUUCUCUUUUUUAAUUUUUUUAGGUUUUUGAGUCAAAUUGAACCGUUGAACUUUACGUGACUGAGACAACCUGCUACUUUCGUUGUGUGCCGCCGUGGUGUUCUUUUCUUUCACUUUCUCGGCAACCAAACAGCGCGAAUUUCAGCUUGGAAUUGGAAUAAUGCACGGGAGGUAUGCGGAGAGAUCAGGCGGUGUGGCGAGAGAGAAGCGAAGUUUGGAUUCGGCUUCCUCCGAAGAAGGACAACCUGAUCGGAAGCGACCUGCUUUGGCUAGCGUAAUUGUUGAAGCCCUGAAGGUGGACAGUCUGCAGAAACUUUGUUCAUCACUGGAGCCUAUUCUACGCAGAGUUGUUAGUGAAGAAGUCGAGCGUGCCUUGGCAAAACUAGGCCCUUCCAAGCUGUCUGGCAGGUCUUCUCCGAAGCGUAUUGAAGGCCCUGAUGGCAAAAAUUUACAGUUGCACUUCAAGACCAGGCUGUCCCUUCCCCUCUUUACUGGGGGCAAAGUAGAGGGCGAGCAAGGGGCAGCCAUACAUAUUGUUUUAAUUGAAGCAAACACAGGCCAUGUUGUCACAUCAGGCCCAGAGUCAUGUGCCAAACUAGACGUUAUUGUGCUAGAGGGAGAUUUCAAUCAUGAGGAUGAUGAUAAUUGGAGUGAAGAUGAGUUUGAUAGUCAUAUUGUGAAAGAGCGGGAAGGAAAAAGGCCUCUGCUAACCGGUGAUCUGCAAAUCACCCUGAAGGAUGGUGUAGGAACACUUGGUGAGCUUACAUUUACUGAUAACUCUAGCUGGAUAAGGAGUAGGAAGUUCAGAUUGGGGCUGAAAGUUUCCUCAGGUUGUUGUGAGGGGAUGCGUAUUCGUGAAGCCAAAUCAGAAGCUUUCACCGUUAAGGAUCAUCGUGGAGAAUUAUACAAGAAACACUACCCACCCGCCUUGAAUGAUGAGGUCUGGAGACUGGAGAAGAUUGGCAAGGAUGGGUCUUUUCACAAAAGGCUAAAUAAAGCUGGAAUAUUUACUGUUGAAGACUUCCUUAGAUUUGUGGUCAGAGACCCUCAGAGACUGCGGAAUAUUCUUGGGAGCGGCAUGUCAAAUAAGAUGUGGGAUAUUCUUGUUGAGCAUGCAAAGACUUGUAUUCUCAGUGGAAAACUUUAUGUAUACUAUCCUGAUGAUGCAAGAAAUGUGGGUGUUGUUUUCAAUAACAUUUAUGAAUUGAGUGGUUUAAUUGCCAACGAUCAAUAUUACUCAGCUGAUUCCCUCUCUGACAGCCAAAAGGUUUAUGUAGACACGUUGGUGAAGAAGGCCUACGACAAUUGGAUGCAUGUUAUUGAGUAUGAUGGGAAGUCUCUGCUAAAUUACAAUCAAGAUAAGCCUUUGGACACUGCUUAUCCUCAGCCUGCAAUGGGCUCCCAUGAAUAUUCAAACUCACCUCAGCAGAUUUCCAUCUCAACUUUGCCACUUCCGGUACAUGGUGGCCACCCUUCAAUGGAGUCAGAAGUAACAGUUGGAGUUGGAGGUUAUCAUGAUGGGACAAGUACCAGAUUCUCCAUGCAACCACAGAAUGCUAAUCUUAACACAUCCGUUCAGUUUGAUGACAAUACAUUUCCUCUACAAAACCAAUUAAUGAGUGUUUCACACCAAGCUCAACUUCCAAGAAACGAAAAUGGGCUGACUCUUGGUCCUCCACAAUCAGUCACACAUGGCUUCCAGACUGCCAGCAUUUCAAAUCCUACUUAUAGAGGAGUUGAAGAGUUCUUCCCAGAGGAGGAGAUUCGUAUUAGAAGUCAUGAGAUGCUAGAAAAUGAAGAUAUGCAACAUCUGCUCCGUAUUUUUAAUAUGGGAGGCCAAGCGCAUCAUUCCUUUAAUACACACGAAGAUGGGUUCCCUAGUUCAUCUGCAUACAUGCCUCCAACCCCCAUGAGCUACAAUUUUGACGAUGAGCCUAACCGCUCCUCAGGCAAAGCUGUUGUGGGGUGGCUCAAGCUUAAGGCAGCUUUAAGAUGGGGUAUUUUUAUUCGGAAGAAAGCUGCUGAGAGACGGGCACAACUUGUUGAAUUGGAUGACUCGUAGCGAUCGGGGAGGCAUUACUCAUCUGUGAUGAUCGGAACAUUAAUUUUUCUGGUUAUAGCAUCGAAGGCUUCUUUCCUGACAUUCAGAAUUGCUAUCUGCUGAAAUUCCAUAGCAUGAGCAAAGAUAUGAAUUAUGUGGUGCAGAAUUAAAGAUUUCACCGUGCGUUGAUCGAUAAACAACUGUGCGGAAACCUAGUUUUCCAGUCACCUUUCCUACCUGCAAGUUGUCAGGACGCAAUCGUUUUCUUCUUUCUAAACUGAAGAGUCUAUUGUUGCUUAAACUAGGGAAGGUCUUAGUGUGGAAUCUCAAGAAACUAGGAUAUUUACUGCAUUUACUGGGUUGUAUUUAAUUCUGUAUAGUAAGCUUUCUGUUCAUUCAACCAAACUGGUGUUACUUGUGUAGUUUCACGUUUCACUGGGACAUUAUAGUUUAAAUCAAUUUGAACUGCUAUUUGCUUU